This is a messenger RNA of Aspergillus piperis CBS 112811, 1274 nucleotides long. RefSeq names its product putative IgE binding protein. The transcript has 2 exons. Lineage: Eukaryota; Fungi; Ascomycota; Eurotiomycetes; Eurotiales; Aspergillaceae. Bases 500 to 1081 code for a protein of 193 amino acids. The record is from RefSeq and is a predicted model, not a curated record.
CUCUGCAUGGCUGGUGAGGGUCAUCGUCUCCAUGCGGUUUCACUUUAGUGCACUGAACUAGGAGAUAGUAAGUGGGAGCCCUCUUCUGAUAGGUUUAGGGUCUGUUAUUCUCUGACGGCUCGUGCCGCUUCUUCCUUACGGUUUUUGGGCUGUGUGGCAGGGUUGGGUUGGGGAUGGAUUGCUGGAGGCGAUGUUGUUGCUAUCCAUAGUGCACCGUAGUGCCUUCGUUGUGUUUCUUGUGAUGGAGAGAGGGCCCUUGCUCGACUGGCCAUUCUGAUUCCUUUCCCACUCCACUUAGUUUCUCUAAUAGUAACCGGUUGACCUCAUAGUCUGUUCAUCGUAGGAUAUAAAUACGGCUUUAGAUCCUGCUUUGUUUUUUUCUUUUCCCUUCAGUACUACUCCAAAGACAUUCGUUCUCAACCACUUGAUUGAUAACUUUCAUACCAAACCAUCUACUUCUUCUCUAAAUCACUAUCAUCUUUAAUCAACUACCAUCAAAAUGAAGUUCACCCUCGCUUCCACCCUCCUCCCCCUCCUGGCCGCCGCUGCCCCCGCCCAGCAGCGCGACUCCAACUCUUCUACUCCCUCUACCUUCGGCAUCAUGUCCGCCCGCUCUGGCUCCCCCAUCCACCUCCUCCCCUUGAACGCCAACAGCGGCGGUUUCUACCUGGGCGGAAACACCUCUUCUUACUGCCCCAUCUCUUCCGGCUGCCCCGCUGGUACUGAGACCGUUUUUGCUGGUGAUGGCUCUGCUUUGGACGUCGAAGUCCCCGGCGGCCAACAAGUCUACGUCGCCCCCAGCGGUGCCCUGACCUUCACCGUCCCUCACUCGGCCUACAUCCCCGCUGGCUCUUCCACCGGCCCCUUCAAGUACACCCCCGGCAAGCCCUUCGGCACCUGGACUUUCACCGGUGCCGGUGCCACGGGCUUCAUGGCUUGCCCUGACGAGGGUAACAAGUGGCAGGUCUUCGCUUCUACGAAGAAUGCUACCGUGCCCAGUGGCAAUGUUGCUGAUUGCUUGGGCUUUGAUGCCCUGGCUGUUGCUACUAAUGGUUCGGUUGCUGCUUGGGAGUAUAUCUAAGCUGGUAGUAGUACUUUCUGGUAGUGCUAGUGUGCUAGUGUGGGGUAGAAGGGGGGAUGGGGUAUAUAGUUGUGGUGAUGUGUAUAUAGAGUGAAAUAGUAGGGGUUGUGGUUGUGGUUUGUGUUUAUUUAUUAAUGGUUGUUUUGUAUAUGUAUGUAUGUUAAUGUCUUUCAAUGAUUUGUUGAUGUUGUGA